AUGGACUCAAAUCCUUCUAGUGAUCAAGAAAGCCGAAAGAGAUUGAAAAUACAAGACUUAGAAGAUCACGAGCGACUGCUUCUUCAUGUUGAUCGGUUUCAUCAAAGUGAGAGUUACCCCAGAAUUCAUGAUAAGAAUGAGAUCCCUCCUGGCUGGUUGGAUUGCCCUUCACUUGGUCAACAAAUCUUAGGCUGCAUUCUUCCUUCCAAGGUCCCUCUUGAUGAAUCCUUCCAAACCAACAUUCCUCCUGGAAAAACAUACUCUUUCAAACAAGUGAUUCAAAGGGUGGAAAAUUCCGAUGGGAAGCUGAGUUUAGUGGUUGAUUUGACGAAUACUCGUCGUUACUAUUCAGUUCCAGACUUGAAGCAAAAAGGGAUUGAGUAUGUCAAGAUUAGAUGCAAGGGGGGUGAUGCUAUGCCCGAUAACUUCUCCGUGAAUAUUUUUGUGUAUGAGUUGUCGAAAUUCUUUUCACGUCAGGCGAAUGAGUCGAAGAAUUACGUGCUUGUUCAUUGUACACACGGGCAUAAUCGGACCGGGUUUAUGAUUGUUCACUAUCUGAUGCGUUUUCAGCCAUUGAUGCCUGUCACUCGAGCAAUGGAAAUAUUUGCUCUUGCUCGUCCUCCUGGGAUCUACAAGCCAAACUAUAUUGAUGCUCUGUAUGCAUUUUAUAACGAAGGAAAGCCUGUAAUGUUUGCCUAUCCAUCACCUCCUCAGUGGAAGAAUACCUCGAAUGCAUCGUUGAAUGAGAAUCAUAAAGUGGAUGCAGGUCCAACAACACAAAAUGAUGAUAUCUUGGGAGAUAAAAUACCAUUCAAUCAAAUGAAAUCACUUAGGGAAUCAUGCUACAAGAUGUUGAACCUAAAUGUUGAAAGAGCUAGAAGGUUUCCAGGGUCUCACCCUGUUUCACUCAACAGGGAUAAUUUGCAACUUUUGAGGCAACAUUACUAUUAUGCUACAUGGAAAGCUGAUGGGACUCGGUACAUGAUGCUAAUAACUGUCGAUGGAUGUUAUUUGAUCGAUAGACAUUUUAAUUUCCGAAGAGUUCAGAUAAGGUUCCCAUGCAGUUACAGAAAUAGUACUCACCAUUAUACCUUGCUUGAUGGAGAGAUGGUGAUUGGUACUUUGCCAUGUUCUCAAAACAAGGAAAGAAGAUUCUUGGUUUUCGAUAUCAUUGCUUGUAAUGGAAAUAAUCUGAUGGAGAAACCAUUCUCUGAAAGAUGGAAUUUGGUGGAGAAAGAAGUGAUCGAGCCUCGAAAUCGAGAUCAGAAAAACAUUAGCCAAAGCAAGCAUUCGUGUUACAGAUAUGAAUUGGAAUCUUUCAGGGUUGGGAGAAAAGAUUUUUGGUCACUUUCAACUGUGCCAAAGAUAUUAAAGGAGUUAAUCCCCAAACUUUGUCAUGAAGCAGAUGGUCUUAUUUUUCAAGGUCGAGAUGAUCCUUACAUGCCUUACACUCAUGAAGGCCUUCUCAAAUGGAAAUAUGCUGAAAUGAACUCAGUUGAUUUCCUGUUCCAGAUGGGUGUUAACGAUGAUCAUAAACUUUUCCUUCACGAAAAUGGGAGAAAGAAGGUGAUGGAAGGGCACAGAGUUGAAUUCAGAGAUGGCUCAAAUCCUAGCUCGUAUUCUGGGAUGAUCAUUGAAUGUUCUUGGGACAGCAAGGACGCGGUGUGGGUUUAUAUGAGGAAGAGAAAUGAUAAAAGAAGCCCUAAUGAUUUGAAUACCUACAAGAAGGUGAUGAGAAGCAUAAGGGAUAACAUUACAGCAGACAUUUUAUUACAGGAGAUUGAUCACAUUAUUUGCUUGCCUAUAUAUAAACAUCCUCCUACUCAUCGGUUGAGUUUUAAAUACUUAUGUAUGUUUAUGAGUAUACUUAUUGUAAUAUUUAAAUGUCAUAUAACAGUACUACCAUUAGCAGCUAAAGAUUCUAUGCAAAUAAUUAAUUAA
Molecule: messenger RNA, 1941 nt
Organism: Gossypium raimondii (Peruvian cotton)
Lineage: Eukaryota; Viridiplantae; Streptophyta; Magnoliopsida; Malvales; Malvaceae
Exons: 1
Coding region: 1-1941 (646 amino acids)
Biological process (GO): DNA recombination; DNA repair; 7-methylguanosine mRNA capping
Molecular function (GO): DNA ligase (ATP) activity; ATP binding; mRNA 5'-triphosphate monophosphatase activity
Source: RefSeq, a predicted model, not a curated record